This is a messenger RNA of Acanthosepion pharaonis, 792 nucleotides long. The record is from the annotation of a GenBank genome assembly. NCBI's taxonomy places the organism in Eukaryota, Metazoa, Mollusca, Cephalopoda, Sepiida, Sepiidae.
AUGUUUCCCUUUCCCUCUACUUUUCACUCUUCCUCUCCAAUUUCCAUCUCUCUCUCUCUCUCUCUCUCUCCCUCUCUCUCUCUCUCUCUUUCCAUACCUUUAUCUCCCUCUCCACUUUCUUUAUUUCGUUUUUCUCCUUUCUCUAUUUCGUUUUUCUUUCUUUCUUUCUUUCUUUCUUUCUUUCUUUCUUUCUUUCUUUCCACCUCCCUAUUUUUAUCCUCUUUUUCUUCAUUCCCCUUUUCACCUUUUUUUUAUCGUUUUUAUUUGUUUUCGACUUUCGUUUUUUCUUACUUUCUUUUUUCUUACUUCCUUUCUUCUUUCUUUUCUUCUUUCUUUCUUUUUUCCUUUCUUUCUUUCUUUCUUUCUUUCUUUCUUUCUUUCUUUCUUUCUUUCUUGCUUAUCCACAUUCUCACCUGUUUCCCUCACUCCAUGUCUCACUCCCUUUCUCUUCUCAUUCCCCUUCUUUUAUCUUCCUUUUUCCGUUUACUUCCUUCCUGCCUUUUCUUCGCUCUCUCUCUCUCUCUCUCUUUCGCUCCUGUUUCUUUCCCCCACUCUCACUAUCUUCCAUUUCCCCUACCUUUUGCAUCCAUAUCUCUCUCUUUCUUUCUCUUUCUAUUUCAUUUGUGUAAUUCUUUCCUUCUUUCUUUCCUCCUUUUUCCCCUUUUCUCUACAUCUCACUUCCACAAUUCGCAUCUGAUUUCUCUUACCUCUUUUCUUCUUUUCCUCUUUUCUUUUUUUCUUCUUUUCUCCUUUUUUUUCUUUUCUUCUUUUCUUUACUUCAACGCUAUCUGA